Messenger RNA from Rattus norvegicus (Norway rat), 9831 nucleotides. The record is from RefSeq and is a predicted model, not a curated record. Lineage: Eukaryota; Metazoa; Chordata; Mammalia; Rodentia; Muridae.
AAGGGCAGUCAGUGCUCUUAACCACUGAGCCAUCUCUCCAGCCCAAUAUUGUCUAUUCUCUAUACGGACAUCUUCCUCACUAUACUCACAGCCUGGUACUUGCUAGGCUAAGAUUAGAAUGCUUAUGUAGUAUGUGAAAUUCUGGGGUUGUGUCCUAGCACCUCAUAAGUGAGGAAUGUUUGAGUCAUUCUCAGGUCCAGAGCUUGCUCUCCAUUAACUCCUUAAAAUUUUGGGUACUCGAGGGUGGUGAGGGAAAAUGGUGGGCAUAAGAAAACAAGGGGGAGUGGGGCUGGAGAGAUGACUCAGUGGUUAAGAGCACUGACUGCUCUUCCAAAGGACCUGAGUUCAAUUCCCAGCAACCACAUGGUGGCUCACAAUCAUCUGUAAUGGGAUCUGAUGUCCUCUUCUGGUCUGUCCAAAGACAGUGACAGUGUACCCACAUACAUGGAAUAAAUAAAGCUUUAAAAAGGGGGGGGGGCUGAUCUAGAGCACUAGCUGCUCUUCAGAGCACCCAAAUUUAAUUAGUACUCACAUUGCAGCUCACAACUGUCACUCCAGUUCUAGGUAAUGGUACCCUCACAAUAGGGGAUGAAGCAGUUUACAACCACCUGUGUAACUGGCUCCAAGGGAUCCAAUGAUUCCCUCAGGUAUAUGCGUUGACAGAAACAGCCUCUAAAACAGUUAAAAGGAUACCUUGUCUGAUUUUGGCACAUCCAGUGUUUCUGGCAGCAUCGAGAACUGAACCCUGGGCUUCAUGUUUUCUGGGCAAGUGUCCUUGGUAGUAAAGCCAAAUCCUGGUUUUUGAUGGAACUGGUAGUGGUGUACCAGGGUUCAUAUGGUCCUUUAGUUCCCAAAUCUCAGAAGCUUAGCUUUGUAGCUUAAUGGUAGAAGGUGGUUGCAGACUUGAGCAAUAAGGAACUGGGCUAGAAAGAGGUGGAUGGGGGUUGGGGAUUUAGCUCAGUGGUAGAGCGCUUGCCUAGGAAGUACAAGGCCCUGGGUUUGGUCCCCAGCUCUGAAAAAAACAAAAAAAAGGUGGAUGUGCUACAAACAGGUCCUUUAGUUGAGGCCAGGAUGUACUUUGUGGGGAGAUUUUUUUCUGCCCACCUAAGAAUCGUGUGCUAUGUGCACCACACACAGUUCUGGAUGUAGAAGGGCAAAGUGAUGGCGGUACAUAAAUUAGGUGAGAGGGAGAAAUGGAGACAGCAAGUGAGUCUUGCUCUCCCCUAGAUUAAGCACUAAGGAAUUAAGUGCUUAUAUUAGUCCUUCAAAGGUGCUAAGACAGCGGUUGUCAAAUUUUAGGUUGCUGCCUAAGACUGGUAUUUACAGUAACUAGCAAAAUCAUAGCAGCAGUUGUUGGGGGUCAUCCCAAUAUGAACUGCGUUAAAGGGUCAUUGGAUUAGGAAGCUUGAGAACCACUGUUUCUAAGGAUGUGGUCACUGAGUCAAAGUAGCAAGUCCUAGUAUUCAAAUUCUAAGUCAUUGAAGGUGCAAAGUGAUACCAGCUAGGAGGGUUUGGUGUCAGAUACACAAGUAAAUGACCCUUACAGGGACAACAAAAGCCAAGUACUCUAGGGUUCCACUUAUGAAUCUCUUUAGAGUUCCAGCACAGAGGAGCAGUCUGGACUGCAUAGACUCAACAGCACAGCUUGGUGGGAUGUGUGUCGUUGUAGAGUACUUGUUCAGCAUGCAUGAAGCCCUGGGUUCCAUCUCUUCACACAAAAGUAGAGACAGGAUUAGGAGUUCGAGGCCAGCCUAGACUAUAUGAGACUUUGUCUCAAAAGCAAUGGGAAAAUUGAAUGGUGGUAACCCAGGGGAAGGAGGAAAGGGUUAAGCCAAACAUUGCUUUGGGUUGAUGGGAAGUUGAGUUGGAAGAUGAUUACCCAGAAUGAGUGUAUUCACAACAGUAAUUAAAACUAAAAAGGUGUUUAGCAAGAUAGUUAAGGGAUUGUCUUAGAGUCUAUUUUUCCACAAUGAGAUUCAUGACCAAAGCAACCUGGGGGAAUGGGAGAGUUUUAUUUGCUGGACCUCUCAGGACUUGGGUUAGGACAUGGAACCCAAAUAGGUCAGAAAUGGAGGCAGAGACCAUGGAAGGUGCUGCUUACUGGCUUGUUCAGCCUCCUUACAGAAUCCUGGACCACCAGCUUAGGGAUGGCAACACCCACAGUGGGCUGUCACCCCCCAGCCCCCCAUCAAUUACUAGUUAAAAUGUCUUAGAGGGCUGUCUACAAUCCAAUCUUUUUUUUUUUUUUUUCUUUUCUUUUUUUGGAGCUGGGGACCGAACCCAGGGCCUUGGGCUCGCUAGGCAAGCGCUCUACCACUGAGCUAAAUCCCCAACCCCUUACAAUCCAAUCUUAAGGAGGCAUUUUUUUGUUUUUAAGAUUUAUGUAUGUGAGUACACUAUAGCUGUCUUCAGACACCAGAAGAAGGCAUCAGAUCCCAUAGCAGAUAGUUAUGAGCCACCAUGUGAUUGCUGGGAAUUGAACUCAGGACCUCGGGAAGAGCAGUCAGUGCUCUUAACCGCUGAGCCAUCUCUCCAGCCCCUGGGAGGCAUUUUCUUCUUAAGAUUCUCCCCUCAUGACUUUAGCUUGUGUCGAGCUGACACAAAACUCCAUCUCUAGCCCAGGGGUUCAUUUCAGUUUGACAGGGUCUUACAGUCAAAAACUACUCUUAACUUGUCCCCCCAAGUGUGGCAUUAAAGGUGCACACCAUCACAUCCCGCCCUUGGCCUGUGUUCAGUCCUGGUGAUUGAAUGUAGAGGCUCAUAUGUUACAGGAGCUCUGGCACUGAGCUCAGAGACAGGCUAGUUUUUUUCUUGUGAGACUUUCAUGUAGCCCAGGCUGUCUCAGAACUUCAUGCAACUAAUUUUCAAAACAUUUCAUUAUCCCCAAACGGCAGCCCUGAUGGAGGGAGCAGUGACUUGCUGACCCAGUCUCUCUGCCUUUGUGCACCAGAUGAUCACUUUGCCACAUCUUUUUGUGACAGACGCCCCUCCUUGCAUUCAUUCUCUACUUCCCUCCCUCCCUUCGGUGCUGCAGGUGUAAGCCAAUACGUCUCACUGUGGGUAAGGUUCCUCUGCUGAGCUAUAACCCUAGUCUGCACCAGACCUCAGGGCAUUGCACACUGACUAACAGAAGGAAGGCUGGUUGCAGUCAGCCUGCCUCCUGCCAGCUGGAAAGGAUGUUGGAAGAAACUUGACUGCUGGCUGGGUGCCCAAGGCACGUGCCCGAUUUGCAUUUUGGGAUGACUAGCUGGUAAGUGCAACUGAUACUUUACCUAGGAGGACAAUUUAUUUCCGUUUGUAUCAUUUAGGAAGCCUGUCGUGUCUCGUCCUGCCCCCCACCCCACCCCGUUUUAGUGUUCUGGGUGUGUUCAGACCUUUAAAGAGUGAUUUGCAGAGUUGUCUUCCACGGGAAGGAACAUCACCGCCCUGGGAAGAACAUUCCAGAAAGCUGCACUUUCUGGUGAGUCACUGUAUAUUAAUAGCACCACCAAAAUCCAAACAAUGAUUAGUACGUUACUGCGGAGCCAAGGAACCGAGCAGACUGGGUGCCAAGUGCUGGCUUGCAGCCUGCCUCACCUUCCCAGGAAAGCACUUCAAAACUUCAACACUCGGCCAAUGGGAAUCCUAGGACUGGCAGCGUCAAAGCACUUGGUUUGGUUUGUUUUUUAUUUUUUUUUAAAUUGUGGAUAUGUGUCUUACUUGAAGGUUUGAGCGUGACAGAACACAAUGGGAAGUUGAAAGACGUUAGAGCCUGAAGUGGGAGUUGCAGGUACCUGUGGGUUGCCUGAUGUGGGUGCAGGGAAGCAAAGCCAAGUCUUCUGCAGUAGAGCCUCUGCUUUUUUCCCUUUAAGAUAUAUUUUAUUUAUGAGCACACUGUCGCUGUCUUCAGACACACCAGAGGAGGGCAUCAGGUCCCAUUACAGAUGGAUGUGAGCCACCAUGUGGUUGCUGGGAAUUGAACUCAGGACCUCUGGAAGAGCAGUCAGUGCUCUUAACUGCUGAGCCAUCUCUCCAACACCACGCACUUUCUGUCAAUGAUUCCAGAUUAAAAAUAAAAAUCCCUGGGCUGGAGAGAUGGCUCAGCUGUUAAAGGCUAGGCUCACAACCAAAAAUAAAAAUCCCCAGUCCGGCAUGGCGGCACACUCUGGAGGUAGGAGUCGGUAGGAGUUUAAGGCCAGCCUGGUAUGUAGAGUGAGCUCUAAGACAGACAGGGCUACAUAGAGAAACCCUGUCUCAAAAAACAACAAAAAACCAAAAUACUAAAAUACUAACAAAAGUUGGUGUUAGCCAACUUUUGAAUGGUUGAAUGGUUGAAAUGAACCCUGAUCUCAUUGACUACCUGAAUACCGCUCCGUUUUUCCUCUGCUUGUAAACCCAAACCAACUGCUGCGACAAAAGCUUUCCUGGGGAGAGACCACACAUCUGCUCACCCCAGAUAGGGAGCCCAUAACACACCAAAGUUCAGAUGCCACCAAGGUCCAACUUGGUGAGCCGUGAGUUUUAUUGGGGUUACUUCUAGGGGUAUGGGUGGGAGGUUACUUAACAGGAGCAGAAAUGACACAAAGACAGCUGUAUCACCACAGCCCACCCCAGCAUGGGUAACAGACAGCUCACAAACCUGGGAACCUGGAGCACAGUGCACAGCUUACAGGCAACUCAAUGUGUUGGAGAGAGUGUCCUGUCCAGGGCCUCAGCUGGUCAUCCAGGAAGCCUGGCUGUCUGGACUUACUGGUGGGCGGGGCCUAGUGAAUCUGGUCAGUUUCAGGAACCACUAUUUCGAGUUGUUUACCUCCUGUAUAAAGAGCUUCCCUGCAGGAUGGGAUGUUCCAAUCUUAGAGGAAUUUUAUACAACAGCUACAAAUUCCUAUGACUUCUGUUGUCUCCAUCUCCUUCCCCUUCAUGAGGGUCAGUAGACAGAACCAGUCAGUCUCCCAAGCCCCUUGUGGACCAGGAGAGAGCACAAGGGGUACAUUUUAUUCAUUUUUUAAAAAGAUAUAUUUUUAUAUGAGUACACUGUAGCUGUCUUCAGAUACACCAGAAGAGGGCAUCAGAUCCCAUUACAGAAGGUUGUGAGCCAUCAUGUGGUUGCUGGGAAUUGAAUUCAGGACCUCUAGAAGAGCAGUCGGUGCUCUUAACUGCUGAGCCAGCCCUCCAGCUCCCAUUUUAUUCAUUUUUAAAAGACUUUAAUUCUUAAUUUUGUGUGUGUGUGUGUGUGUGUGUGUGUGUGUGUGUGUGUGUGUGUGUGUGCAAAGACAGCUUUCAGGGGUCUGUUCUCCAGAGAUCAGACAGGUCCAGGUGGUCAGACUCGGCAGCAAGGGCCUUUACCUGUUGAGCCAUCCAUCUCACCAGCCCCAGGAAGUGGAUUUUCAAGUGAAGUCUGAUGGCUGGGCUCAGUGGGGAUGUGACAUUAAUCCCAGCAUUCAGUCAGGCAGAUCUCUGGGAGUUCAAGACCAGCCUGAUCAACAUAAUGAGUUCCGGGCCUAUCCUCUGAGUUACAGGCAGGACUACAUGUGAGAGCCUGUCUCAAAUACUAAAGAAAUCACCAAACAAAAUAAAACCAUCGGGCUGGAGAGAUGGCUCAGUGGUUAAGAGCACUGACUGCUCUUCCAGAGGUCAUGAGUUCAGUUCCCAGCAACCACAUGGUGGCUCACAACCAUCUAUAAUGAGAUCUGGUGCCCUCUUCUGGCCUGCACGUGUACAUGCAUGUGCAACGCUGUAUACAUAAUAAAUAAAUCUUAAAAAAAAAUAAAAAUAAAAAAAAUAAAACCAUCUAGGUCUUACAAGACAGUAUACUCUGUGACCCUUCACCUUGGACAGAAGUUUGGCAUAGCUGAGAAGUUACGCUUCCCCUGAGUUAGAACUGGCUUGAACUGGAGACAUUUUGCCUGCUUACCCUUAGAAGAAAUGUAUAUAAAUGUCCUGUAUGGGUGGCAUGGAAAAUUCAAGAAAGCCUAACUGGGGUUGGGGAUUUAGCUCAGUGGGGUUCGGUCCGCAGCUCCGGGGGUGGGGAGAGGAAAAAAAAAGAAAGCCUAACUGUCCUGGAACUAGACAAGCCCGGUAAUUCUAGUUGAUAGCAAUUAAACAUGCUGAGCAACACGGGAGAAGACUAAGGGACGCACGGAUAGUUGGUUUUCACUGUUCUACAGAAACCCUCGGGAGACUGAGGCAAGGGUAUCUUGAGUAUUGAAGCCAGCCUAGGAUACAGAGUGAGACCCCGCCUCAAAGCCAAACGGAAUAGAGUAAAGCACCUGCCCCAAAGCGUAGGCAUUGUAACUCGGCAGAGCGCUAACCCGGUGUGCACUAAGCCCUGUCGUGUGUCCACAGCUCUGUCAGAACACUGUCCAAGAAGGGAGUCACGGGAUGGCAAUUCUGAGAGCGUGCGAGAAAACAAGAGUCUUGCCAUCUCAGUUUUCUUCAAAACCACAGCAUGGGCUGUGGGAUGCACUAGCUGCCCUAGGGGGAGCAGAGGAGUGAGUUUACUUCAGAGGAUUCGCUCCAGCUGACCAUGCUAUUUGUUGGUAGCCUCCCUGGAAAACCUUUUGGCCACGUGGGGCUUAUCCUUGUGAUUCUAUACAACUUGAACUUGUGAGAGCGACACUCAGGCGACCACUCGACACUCAGAGUAUAAACCCGCCUGACGCUCUGAAUGAAGCUGGCUAUUGCAUGAGAUUUAGUCUGCCUCAUUUUUAGGCUCCACUCUCCCAGGUCCCCACAGUCAACCAGAGCAGUAAACAGCACCUUGUAAGAUGGCUGAUCAUACAUGCCUGUAAUCCCAGCACUCAGGAGUAAGUGGAGACAGGAGGAUUGUCUUGGGCUACACGGUGAAUUCAAGGCUGACCUGGGCCACAUGAGACUGGAGACCCUGUUUUAGAAAAAUAAAUUAUUGGGCAGUAAAGUGAUGGCUCAGUGGUUAAGAGCAUUGGCUGCUCUUUCAGAGGGCCUGGGUUCAAUUCCCAGCACCCACUUGGUGCUUCACAACUGUAACUCCAGUCCUAGGGCAUCUGAUUUCCUCUUCUGGCCUCCACAGGCACCAGGCAUAUACAAGUGGUGAGAUCACCCAUACACAUAAAAUCCAAAUGGAUAUUAAAAAUACCAAAGAAUUGGUCAGGGAGACCCUGAAAGCUUUCAAAUACACACAGUACUGCCAUUGCUCUGGUUCCCCAGUGCUAGCUAGUAAGACUAUUGCAGAAGGCAGCAUUGAGCUUGCAGGACAGAGAUCAAGCUGACACCAAGCUGGAAACUUGUGCUAAAAAGGACUUGUGUAGGCUAUGGGGGAGGAGGUGGAAGAAAAGCCAUUGGUGGCUUAGCCAGCACAGUAAGCCAGCAUGGUGGCUGGAUCCUUGUGUGCUCCAAUACCAACUUCCGGCAUCAAGUGCCCUCUGGUGCAACAGUUUCGUGAAGGUUCCAGGGGCAACCAAUCACCCUCUGGUUGGAUCUGAGGUGUUCUCCACAGGAGAAAAGUCAUCCCUGGUACUGUGAACCUGUCAAAAUCCUGUGGCUCAGGAGGUCCUAGGCCCCAGGGAGAGCCUACUACCGUUCUGCUAAAUGGACUUGUCUGACUUUAUGCUUCUAUCACAGGUUAGUGCCGCUUUCAGCCUUAGCCAGACUCUUGGUGCUGUGGCCAGCAAAUACAGGCUGGCAACUGUCAAAGCGCCAAGGAUAGGUGACUGUUGAGGUCUCAGCCCUAGGUAGGACGUCUGUGUCAGCUGCCAAGGUCAAGAAAUAUGGAAGAGGGGCCAAAGAGAACAGAAGAGUUGGGGAGUAGGGAAGAGGCCUAGGAAAUACUGUCCCCAUGUUAUUUUCUGGUUUAUUGCCAUGCCAUCCCUCAGUUGCCCUGGGAACUUUGAACUCCUGGGGCACUUAAGCUAUGGAUGAGAAAGGACAUCCCUUGGUUGUGCCUGUGCCUUUGAAAGUGGUUCCCAGGGGCUGGAGAGAAGGCUCAGUGGUUAAGAGCACUGACUGCCCAGAGGUCCUGAGUUCAAAUCCCAGCAACCACAUGGUGGCUCACAACCAUCUGUAAUGGGAUCUGAUGCCCUCUUCUGGUGUGUCUGAAGAUAAUGACAGUGUAUUCAUAUACAUAAAAUAAAAAGAAAAUAACAUGCAAACAACUUCUGCACAGACAGCAGAGGGGCUUGGCUCCUUUAACCCCAGUGUCCCACAGAAGGAAGAGUGACUGUGAGGGGAGGUGGAGGUCGGGUGGCAGGGUGUGACAAAACCAUAGUAUGCCACCAGAGGGGAGGCCCAGUUCUGUGGCCAGAAUGAGAAUUGGGAAGCUGCUCUAGAGCACAGGACAGUCCCCAAAGUCUUGGUGGCCUCUUUGGUCUUAAGUGCACCCCAGUAGAGUGUGCCCAAGGAAGGGAAGCUUUGAGGAGGUCUGUGGCCUAAGGAUCAGGCCUAUGUGCACAGGGUAGGUAGGACUAUGCAUGCCCUGUGGAGCAGGCAGGUGCAGAACUAGGGGCAACAAGAACUGAGGGAGGGGAGCUGGGAGCUAUGAUUUACGGCCUAGGGUCCUGAGUGGACAUGUGUAGCUCUCCCCAGACACUGCCCCAGAAACAUGCACACUGUGUUGCCAUGGAGAUACCUGUGACGUCAUGCAGGCCUAAAGCACAGGAUAUCUGCCUCCUCCCUUCUUGACUCCCUGGGGUGAUUCCCUGGGAACCAAAAUGAACAUCCCAUCCAGGAUGUAAGUCUAGACAGUCCUUGCCCUCCACACCAGAUGCUUGAAGCUAACAAGCUGCUUUAAAUAACUGUCAGCCCCAAGACCGCUCUGGCUGCCCGCCAGGUUCAAAGAGCCCUAACUCAGUGGCCCCUGCCUAGCAACUGUUAGGAACUAACCACCUAAAUUCCGGCCGACUUCUUGGAGUUAAGUGUGGUCCAGUUUGGAUCUCUGAACAGAUGUGGCUGCAGGUGUUCUGACAGCCCACCUUUCUCCUAGGCGGUUGCUCCCGGAGAUUCACUCCUACUUUCUGGGACUUCUCCCAGGAUUCCAUUAAGUGACAGUCUACGUGCCUGGCCUCGAGGGAUGGCCAGCCUGAGGCCCAGCCGACCCACCUGCAUCAGGGCAGCGUUCAGUGCAGCUGGCUUUCGCAAGUGGCAGAGACACUCACGCCAUCGCCUUCAGAUCAACUCCAGAAGGAACCUCAUGGACUUUGCUGAAGGCAUCUGGAGAGAGUUUUUAGACCCUUAUGAUGGAGACUCAGAGGAUACCCCAGGUCAUUCCAACUACCGAAGCUGCCGCCAGCGUGCUUACCGCCUCCUGGGUGACAGGAGCCGCAACUCACCUUCCUACACACUGAGGUUCAAGACUGCUGAGGAGACCAUCUCGGAGGACUCGGUCCCAAAAGCUCCAGACCUCACCAUGAGAACCUCUGGCUGGACCCCCAUAACCCUGGAAGCCAGCGAUGUCGACAUGCAGCCCGAGGGUGAACUAAAGGCACUCGGCCCCCGAGAGGCCAACGGACAUCCUGGCAGGCUGUCCCCAUCACCAGAGGACUGGAGGAUGACAAGGGCUGCCAGCCCCCUCAUCCCCGUGGAGAGCCCAGAGAUAAGCAGACACCUGCUGAGCAGAGCCAGAGCCACCAGGCCCCCACCCAGGCUUGGGAGUGAGAGAGAUAAGGGGUCCAGGCUGUCGAUUUCCAAGAGAAAACUGGAGCUCCUACUUGGAGAGCCUGAGAUAAUUAAGAGGAAGAAGAAGUAAGGAAGCUGAGCACAAGUCUGGUGCUGCUGCUGAGUCUGGGCCUCCUCUCCAAGUCAUGUCCUCCCCAUGGCGGCAGGACAAGGUUCCCAAGUGCAAAUAAAAAUGGCACCACAAGGAGGUGCCCAUUCUUGGCA